Trichoderma reesei QM6a is the source of this 870-nucleotide messenger RNA. RefSeq lists its product as uncharacterized. NCBI's taxonomy places the organism in Eukaryota, Fungi, Ascomycota, Sordariomycetes, Hypocreales, Hypocreaceae. The coding region runs from base 1 to 870 and encodes 289 amino acids. The record is from RefSeq and is a predicted model, not a curated record. The transcript is spliced from 4 exons.
AUGGCCCCCCGCGCUCUUCUCGCCUCCAGGAAGGUCCUGGACAUGAAUACCCCGGAGUUGGGCGUUCUAUACGCCAUCAAUCCCGUGACCGGGGGACUUGUAUCCCCCUGGGGCACCGUCCCCUUCGACGAUGGCGACGAUGAUGACAGUCCCAAGGCCGAAGGCUACAUCGUCGCCGGCACCAUCGUGGCCGCCUGCCUGGCCGUCUGUCUCUUCGUGGGAGCCUUGGUGGCCGUCUUCUGCUGCCUCAGAAGGCGGCGACGCAUCAGGAGAGAGGCAGUUCGCAACCGCCCUCCCACACCCAUCGCCAGGGGCAGGGCCAGCUCCGACGACGAGGAGACGGCGGAGCCUCCCAUCCCACUCGCCACUCUUCCCGCCGCCAAGAUUGCCGGGAAACGCCCUCCCGCGAACACUGCGGCACACAGACCUGGGUUUUUCUCGGGCAUGGAAGUCGCCCGGCCGUUGCAGGUGCCUUUCCUGGACACUGUCGUUGAGGCGACGAGCAGCGAGGAACGCGUUUCCCAGGGAGGAGGUGAGGGCUCUGGGGAGGAAGCGGACGCUGCAGCUCCAUCUCGAAGCCAUGGAUCUAGUCGUUGCCUGAGUGCGUGCGUAACUCUGCUCGUCUGUGCUGGUGUCUGCCCCGUAGCCACCAUGUUACGUGAGGCUGUCGUCCAUGUAACUGCGUUUCAUCUAUCGGAACGUCGCUGUCGGCUCGUCGGCGGUCUCUCGCGCUCUCCUGUGCGACGCAACGAUGGCCCGGGGGCCGACGACCCGAAGCUGAGCGGCCGACAGCCGAGAGUGGAGGGCUGCGAGAUGAGGCUAAUGUACGCCGAGAUGCACGUCGGCAGUGGACGGGUACCUACCUACUGA